ACAAGGUCCUGUAGUCCUUUAAAUUUAUCAACACACAAAAUUUAUCAACACACCCAUAACACAAGACCAGUUCCAUACCUUUCAACACUACAAGCAAAUUCAAACAAAUCCAAACAAACAAAUUCAACAGUUCAUCCCAUUAUGAGCCGGAGAGAAACAGAGCCGUCGCACGAAAGGCGCCGGGAAAUAUUGUGAACCACGCCGUCGCUAUUUCUACUUUUCGGCUUCCCUUGGACAUAAAGGAUCCAGCGCCCUCCCUCUCUUAACUCUGCAAUAAUUCUAACUCGCCCCUUCACGAGCUUAACGCAUCCGACAGAACCUUCAACAACUUUUAAGUCGAAAUCAUAAAGCAUCGGAACAACUCGAGCAAAAAAUAAACAACAACAAGCUCUUAAGCCAAAACAUUUACUUCACCGAGGCGUUGGAGUAGGCAACAGAUUAUCCUGGGCGAUCAAAGCGGAUGUCUCCGAGCCUGUAGACAUCUGUGUACGUAUGAGCUUGGACGAAUAUAAUAGACUGACGCAGACUGACGACCCUUGGUGCCCGGCCUGGAACGUAGAUAUGCCUUGGCUCCUGCUAUGGAUCUUUUCGGUAUGGAAGGACACGAAGCUCUGGCGUCUUCCCAUCCGCAGGGCCCCCGACGAUUUCGCCUUCGCCGAGACCAUACGAAGGCUAAGCUUCAUGGGACUCCUAGAGCAUGGCGCCACUGACAAAGAAACCUGUCACACCACAGAGCGCGGCUUGGCGGUGCUCGACUGUAUCAGGUGGUGCAAGCCCAUCCAGGAACUUGAUGUUCACUCGGCCUACCUGCUGGCGGUAGCGUACUCGGGUUCGGUGUCGACCAACGUCAGCCGCGUCCUGACGCGCAUGGCCUUCAUCUCCGCGGUCGGCAUCAAAAAUUUCUGCGAAAUCUGAUGUGGGCCUGGUUUCACAGUGUCGCCUGCUUUGGAAGUUCCCCUCAGAUGGCCUUUGAUGUCUCAUCUUGCCGCGAUGUCAUCCUAUACGAAGAAGAGUUCUUGGACGUGAGCGCUAUCCUUAAGGAAGACGAAGUGGAACGGUGCGGCGGCUUCUUUGCUAUAUACAACGACCUGGAGAUGGAACUCGUUCAAAAUGAAAAGUGGCUAAAGCCUAGCGGCCUGACUUUUAUCCCUCGUCUUCACUACAGAGACGUAGAUAAGGAGACCGGACUGAAGUGGCCCUCGCCCGCCAUCGUCACUUAUCCAUUAAUUGCGUGACGGAGAGAUAUUACGGGGCGAGAUGUUACGAGGCGAAGAUGUUAGUUAUUGCGUAGAUAGGUAGUUGAGAUCAACAAAUUAAUUGCGUU
Molecule: messenger RNA, 1324 nt
Organism: Daldinia vernicosa
Lineage: Eukaryota; Fungi; Ascomycota; Sordariomycetes; Xylariales; Hypoxylaceae
Exons: 1
Coding region: 493-915 (140 amino acids)
Source: RefSeq, a predicted model, not a curated record